AUGGAGGUUGCAAUGGUGAGUGCAGAUAGCUCUGGGUGCAACAGCCACAUGCCCUAUGGGUAUGCGGCCCAAGCUCGGGCCCGAGAGAGAGAGCGGCUGGCACAGUCAAGAGCCGCAGCAGCAGCGGCUGUAGCAGCAGCAACAGCAGCGGUGGAAGGUGGGGCAGCAGGUGGAGGUGGACCGUAUCACCACUACCAUCAGGAGCAAAGCCGGGGCGCAUCCUCUCACGGUGGGAAUGCGUCGCACAGUGGUGUGCCCCACCGCCCGAGCGGGAAGAGGCGGAAGAGAGGGAAGAAGAGGAGCUUAGGAAGUAGAGAGUGUGGGGCCUCCUUCCCCUGUUCUGAGCUGCUACCUCUCAGUGGUUCUGAAGAGAGAAUGCUGAAAGACUUGAGUGAGGAGGAAGAGGAGGAUGAAGAUGAGGAUGAAGACAAUGAGGAAGAAGGAAAGCUCUACUACAGUGAGGACUAUGGGGAGGAUGAGUUUUCGUACUCAGACCAGCCACCUGAUGAUGGUGGAGGCCCUGGGGGUUACAGCUCUGUUCGCUACAGUGAGUAUGAGUGUUGCGAGCGUGUGGUAAUCAACGUAUCAGGACUGCGGUUUGAGACCCAGCUGAAGACAUUAGCUCAGUUCCCGGAGACGCUGUUGGGUGAUCCAGCGAAGCGAGGGAGAUACUUUGACCCUCUCAGGAAUGAAUACUUCUUUGAUAGAAACCGGCCCAGCUUUGAUGCCAUCCUGUACUACUACCAGAGUGGUGGUCGGCUGAAGAGGCCAGUCAAUGUACCCUUUGACAUCUUCUCUGAGGAGGUGAAAUUCUACCAACUCGGGGAGGAGGCCAUGCUCAAGUUUAGGGAGGAUGAAGGGUUUGUCAAAGAGGAAGAGGACAAAGCUUUGCCGGAGAAUGAGUUUAAGAGGCAGGUUUGGCUGCUGUUUGAGUACCCGGAGAGCUCCAGUCCAGCCAGAGGCAUCGCCAUUGUCUCUGUCUUGGUCAUCUUGAUCUCCAUCGUCAUCUUUUGUCUGGAGACUUUGCCAGAGUUCAGAGAUGACAAAGAAUUUGUCAUGUCCCUGAGCUUAGGGAAGGGACUUUCCAAUGAGUCACUUCACCUGGACACUGGGGAGCACACCAUCUUCAAUGAUCCUUUUUUCAUUGUAGAGACAGUAUGCAUCAUUUGGUUCUCCUUUGAGUUUACAGUACGCUGCUUUGCAUGUCCAAGCAAAGCACACUUCUUCAAGAACAUCAUGAACAUCAUAGACAUUGUCUCCAUCUUGCCUUACUUCAUUACUCUGGGCACUGACUUGGCACAGGAGCAGGGCAGUAAUGGUCAACAGGCCAUGUCUUUUGCCAUCCUGAGAAUCAUCCGUCUGGUCAGGGUGUUUCGCAUCUUCAAGCUCUCCAGGCACUCCAAGGGUUUGCAGAUCCUGGGUCACACACUCAGGGCCAGCAUGAGGGAACUUGGCCUCCUCAUCUUUUUUCUUUUUAUCGGAGUAAUUUUGUUUUCCAGUGCUGUUUACUUUGCAGAAGCUGAUGAGCCUGCCACCCAUUUUCAAAGCAUCCCAGAUGCCUUUUGGUGGGCUGUAGUGACGAUGACUACAGUUGGUUAUGGGGACAUGAAACCCAUAACUGUGGGUGGGAAAAUAGUUGGGUCCCUGUGUGCCAUUGCGGGAGUGUUAACCAUUGCUUUACCAGUGCCAGUGAUUGUCUCCAAUUUUAACUAUUUCUACCACAGAGAGACCGAGAACGAAGAACAAACGCAGCUGAUGCAAAAUGCAGUCAGUUGCCCUUACCUCCCAACAAAUUUACUGAAGAAAUUUAGAAGCUCAUCAUCUUCAUCCACAGAGGAUAAAUCAGAAUAUUUGGAGAUGGAAGAAGGAGUUAAAGAAUCUCUUUGUGUAAAGGAGAAAAAAAGUCAGGACACAGGGAAUAGUAGUGAGUCAGAGAAGAAAAACUGUGUAAAUUCAAAUUCCGUGGAAACUGACGUGUAG
Messenger RNA from Colius striatus (speckled mousebird), 1980 nucleotides. RefSeq names its product potassium voltage-gated channel subfamily A member 4 (gene KCNA4). Gene Ontology annotation, biological process: protein homooligomerization; potassium ion transmembrane transport. Gene Ontology annotation, cellular component: membrane; voltage-gated potassium channel complex. Bases 1 to 1980 code for a protein of 659 amino acids. The transcript has a single exon. NCBI's taxonomy places the organism in Eukaryota, Metazoa, Chordata, Aves, Coliiformes, Coliidae. Gene Ontology annotation, molecular function: potassium ion binding; delayed rectifier potassium channel activity; protein binding. The record is from RefSeq and is a predicted model, not a curated record.